UGUUUGGCAAGUGUCGUUCUACAUGAUAGGGUGAAGUUCACAACACACUCAUUUGGCUGGCUGCUUCUCGACCUGAUCAGCUAGACACUGCAGGCAGUAUGAAAACUGGAUCAUGCCUGCUCUUUUCGUGAAGUGUCCUACGACCUGGAAUACCAUGCACAGCAUUUAAAGUUCUGAAGUGCAUUGAUGAGAAUAAAGAGAGCAAUGGGAAAUACCAUGAAAACGACAAGUGCCUCGGCAGAAAUAAACGUGCCACCCCAAACUGCUCAGGAGAGUGAUAUCCUUGCUGUCCUCUGUGAUUACCCCUCCCCGGAUAUAAGCCAGCCAAUAUUUCAAAUAGGAGAGAAACUACGUGUGCUGUCGGAUGAAGGAGGUUGGUGGAGAGUCCAUUCCCUCACUACAGGUCGAGAGAACUACAUCCCAGGAAAAUGCGUAGCAAAAGUUUACCAUGGUUGGUUAUUUGAAGGUCUGGGAAGAGAAAAAGCAGAAGAACUUCUACAGCUUCCUGACAACAAAGUUGGCUCCUUCAUGAUCAGAGAGAGUGAAACCAGGAAAGGAUUAUAUUCAUUGUCAGUCCGGCACAGGCAAGUGAAACAUUACAGGAUUUUCCGCUUGCCGAAUAACUGGUAUUACAUCUCUCCACGGCAAACCUUUCAGUGCCUUGAGGACCUUGUGAAUCACUAUUCAGAGGUAUCUGAUGGGCUGUGCUGUGUACUUACAACACCCUGUCUCACUCAGUGCAUUGAUAACAAUGCAGUGAGGAACCAAGAACCACCCGUGGUGAUGAGGAACAAAAACUUCAACUGGAAAAACAUUCACAGGUUGCAGAUAAGUAAUGAAGAUCCUGAAGACACGCUGGCCAUGGAGGAUUCCUGUCUCAGCUACGGCCUCAGGGAAAGUAUUGCCUCUUACAUCUCCCUAGCAGGGGAAGACAACUCGUCUUUUCUGAGCAGCAGAAAGAAAAAAAGCCAGUCUCUCAUAUACACUGGAAGCAAACGCAAAAGUACACUCCAUUUGCCAGCUCCAUAUUAUGAAGACUGAACUUGAGACAGAUGCAGUCUACAGAAAAAGAACCGCGAUGUCAGAGCGAAUCGUAAUCAUCAGGCAGUUUUACCACAGCUGAAAGACACAAGCAUACUAGCUAGUGAUCAAAGAGGAGAUUGAAGGAAACGAAGGCUAAAUUAAUGCUGGUUUUGUCUUUUUCUGUAUUUUGAAUGUUAACCAGAAACUUUUUAAAAAUACCAGCUCAGCCACCAUAUACGUAAAUAACACACUGCACCUUUAAUUUGCUCAGGCACAGGUUAUAAUUUAAGUUGAGAGACGAACUCUAACAAAUGACAAAGUGAACCAAACGAGUACUCAAUAAAAGGUGAAAUCACUGCUGGAAUAAGGUUUAGGUACCACUUAAGACUCACUUGAGUCUUCAUACUAUAUUGACACCAUCCACACAGUGAUAUUACAAAAGGACGGGUUUGCAUUCCUUUUUCUGCAUCAAUAGAAGAUUCUCAGCAAUAAGACUAUUCUCUUCCAGAGGCAAGUUAUUUCUAUCUCCGCUGCAGAGAUAUGGGGAACUGCUUGACACCUCAAAGACAAUUAAAACCCAGCUGGUCUCUAACUUCCAAGAACUGCUUUGGUGACACUGAAUCUAGACUGAAUUUCACCUUCUUGGGGGAAAACACAAAACCAACCUGUUCUCUUCGCAGUGGUUUAACCUAGCUGUUGGCAAUGGCAAUUGAAAUCAAAAGACAGAAUAAUCUUGGAGUUGGUUCUUUUGCAUGAGCUAAAUGACUUCAAGGUGGGUACAUGGGUAUAAUAGAGUAUAAUUCAGCUGCUCAGGCCCAAUCUAGUAAUAUUCACCAGGAAGCAAAGGUGUCCAAGUGAAAUUUAAAAUAUGCUCAAAUUAGAUCCUACAGCCAUAGUGAGUUGCAGUAUAUCUGAAAUCUGUGCAAGUGCUCAGAUUUCAACUUAAUUUCUUGAAGGCUGCAUAUAUUUAUGUAAAAUAUUUAUAUUAAUAGCUUUUUUAUCUAAACUAUGUAACAGUUCAGCAGCCACAGGUACAAUAGAUUUUUUUUCUGAACAACUUUCUGAAAAGAUACAUAAAAUAGCAAUCAGAGGAGGGGCUCUCAAACUUUUUACCUGCAUGAUUCCAUUGUCACAAAGUAUUUCCUCCGAGGACCCCAAAGAUCAUGGAAGGCGUACAUUUUCAAGAGCAAACUGUAUGACCGUGCACUCCUCACAUGUGAGGUCAUACCACAGAGAAGAUACCAUUUUGUCCUAUAAAACUGCAUCCUUCAUACAGUGACCUCAAAUGUAUGGAGCUUGCGACGUCACUCUGUAUGGAGGAUGACACUUUGUUGAGCAAAAUUAUUCUCCAUGCAUUGUGACCUCACACACACAAUACAUGUGAGGUUCUGAUAUGUGGAUUAAAAUGGAGUCUUCCAAAUGGUAGGGAUUGCCACCACCUAAUUGAAUGAUGGUACAACCCCAUUUGGGGUCACAAUCACAGUUUGGGGACAGAUGCAAUCAACUAUUACCUAAAGCCAUCAAGUGAGCAACAGACUGAACCAUCGUGUACUACAUUGUCUUCUGAUCCAUUUGUGUGUAUUUUUUAGGUCUGUAAAUGAGAUCACAAUUUGACCCUGUGAACCCUGAUUCUCUAGUGCCUCCAGCUUCAAAUAAUCAUUUACACAUGUAAGAAUAAAACUGCACCAUCCAUGUAUAUGACUUGAGAAUGUUGACUUUAAUAUAGUCACUCUACACUUGUCUAAAUGACUAACCAAAGUAGGGAGCACUGGAGAAUUGGGUCCUUUAUUAAGAUCUUCUGUACUUGCCUCUUAACACAAUCUGUGUAUGUCUGUACUUUUAGAUCUUAUAAUAGAUCAUCUACUUUUGUGAUAAAAGUUCACAAUGAUUUGUGUAAAACAGUCCAUAGUUUCAUUAAAAACAUUUGGGAACAUUAGAACAUGAAUGUAAUUUACUUACAAACAGGACUACCACAACACAAAAUGAGCUCAGGAACUCUAGAUGUUUAUACACGCUAAUAUAUUGCUACUGUUCAUUGUUAAUGUUACUAAAGGGACUGGCUCUUAACCAGUGAAAUAAUUAUGAGAAGCAUUACCAUUUUCUAAAUCACGUCUUUGUAUUUAUUCCUCAUUAAAACAAAAUGUAUUUGCUAUUUAGCUUGGUGUUAAGUUUGUUGUCUAUGGUAGAUUGAUCAUUAGCAUGAA
Molecule: messenger RNA, 3227 nt
Organism: Pelodiscus sinensis (Chinese soft-shelled turtle)
Lineage: Eukaryota; Metazoa; Chordata; Testudines; Trionychidae
Gene: SLA
Product: Src like adaptor
Molecular function (GO): protein binding
Source: RefSeq, a predicted model, not a curated record